Molecule: messenger RNA, 1893 nt
Organism: Talaromyces proteolyticus
Lineage: Eukaryota; Fungi; Ascomycota; Eurotiomycetes; Eurotiales; Trichocomaceae
Product: putative camp-dependent protein kinase catalytic subunit
Exons: 4
Coding region: 308-1498 (396 amino acids)
Biological process (GO): peptidyl-serine phosphorylation
Cellular component (GO): nucleus; cAMP-dependent protein kinase complex
Molecular function (GO): cAMP-dependent protein kinase activity; ATP binding
Source: RefSeq, a predicted model, not a curated record
GGACAAGUACCAUCCGCUAACAUGAGUCUUGAGACUUGUCCUCCGCCAGAAUCAUCGCCGGUCAAUUCCUUGUAAUGUGCCUACCGGUUGCUUUUCAGCAACAGACCGACCGCCGGCUUCCAUGUCAUAGUUAACCUGCCGCACUCAAUUGACUGGCCUGCCUAUUCUCGCGACUCCCUGCCGCUCCACCGCCUGUGUUUCGGGGACCGUCUAAGUUUUACGGUUCUGGCAGACCUCGCCUUUCGCGUCACGUUUUACCAUCACCGCCGUUCGUUUUGCAUUCGAGACAUGCUUUGUCGCUAUCACGAUGGGCACGGAAACAGUCCAACCUACGACACAUGAAGAUUCAAACAGCAAGUUGGCCGAACCUGAAGCGCAAGCUGACAAUGGCGGGAACAACCACGAUCAAGAAAAGCAGAAAAUAGCCUCUGUACUUGUUAGCUCAGAGCACCCUCUAGACCCGAAUACCGUUGCCGAAGCUCCUGAGGUGAAGCAUCUAGCCGAGCCGAGCCGUACGUUAGGUGUGGAUGAUUUUGAAUUGAUUAAAACGCUGGGCACCGGUACCUUUGCUCGUGUCUGGCUCACAAGGCUGAAAGAUAACCCUCGCAAAGACAAAGUCUACGCAUUAAAGGUUCUCCGAAAGGCAGAUGUUAUCAAACUUAAACAAGUUGAACAUGUUCGGAAUGAAAGAAGAACACUUGCGGCAGUUGCAGGUUAUCCUUUCAUCACAACUUUGGUCACCACCUUCUCAGACGACCAGUCUUUAUACAUGCUGUUGGAAUAUUGCCCCGGUGGCGAAAUAUUCAGCUAUCUUCGACGCGCACGCACGUUUGACGAACCAACCGCCAAAUUCUAUACCGCGGAGAUUACGAUGACAAUCGAGUACUUACACGACGUUCAGGGUGUCGCAUACCGUGAUCUGAAGCCCGAAAACAUCCUGAUAGACGCAGAUGGUCACAUCAAGCUUGUAGACUUUGGAUUCGCCAAACAGGUUGGUAACCGUGAAACAUACACUCUUUGCGGGACUCCGGACUACUUGGCGCCGGAGGUUAUACACAAUAGUGGACAUGGUCUUGCGGUCGACUGGUGGGCUCUAGGGGUCCUAAUCUACGAGUUUUUGGUUGGGCAGCCUCCAUUCUGGGACCAAAACGUGAUGCGACUAUACGAACAGAUUGUGGAAGGGCGACUUCGCUUUCCACAGAAGAUGAGUCCUGCUGCGCGGGACAUCAUUUCACAAUUUUGCAAGACAGAUGUCACGCAACGUUUGGGACAUAUUCAAGGAGGCGCCUCACGCGUCAAGGCUCACCCUUGGUUGUCUAGUAUUCAAUGGGAUGAUCUCUACUAUCGUCGUGUUCAAGGUCCCAUCAUCCCUCGUCUGGAAAAUGCGGCAGAUGCGGGCAAUUUUGAGGAGUAUCCACCGCCUCCUGCUCCCGAUAAGCUAAGCGUCUAUACGAGCGACUUGAGAGAAAAAUAUGAACCGCUCUUCAAUGAUUUUUAAUUCCCUUCCUCUUUCAUCUUCUAUAUCUUUUACUUGGAUUGACGACCACCUCAUCUGUUUCAUGCAUGAUACUUGCCAUAUUGGACAGAAUAUACCCUCUGAAAGAUUUAUGAAUCGUACUGGAUUGUUCUUUCUUUGCUUCUUAUGUUAUAUAUAUUAUCUAUUUCCUAUUUCCUAUUUCCUACUACCUAACCGUUAAAUUGCUCGUACAUUCUUGUUCUUCUCUGAUCUUCGUCGCUUUGUUGAAAUUUAUGACGCUAGAAGCUCUUCGUUAUUCAUCUACACCUUUCUUUAUGAGUUAUUCCACAGCGGAUAUCUCUUGACUUCUACUAGCCUAAUCGGUAUUUUCAAGAUUUGAGCCAAUAAAUUGAAAAUAAAAAUAAUCUUGAAUAGAA